AUGACUUCGGAUCAAAAUGAGCCUCUUCUCGCACAAUAUGGCAGCGACGACGAGGGCCUGGAGCAUAAAUUCCCGCGCGCAUGGGAACCUUCGUUGCUUGAAUCUCGUUGGAGACAGAAUAUUGCUGUUCAUGGCACGCUGAUACUGUUGUACACAGUCAUAUCGGCUAUGGUUGUCUACCGCUAUACUUCGCUACCGGAUGCUUCUUCAUCUUGCAUACGUUCCAACACCAUACCGAUACCCUUCACAACACAUCCCGUCACCUUCCACAACUUGUCUCAAACACGCUACGCGGGGGAUAAGCCGAAGCAGGACUUGGACGCCGCGUGGGAAGACCUCCUUCGGCCCAUGAACAUGCGAUUUACGAAAGAGGAGCUGGAGAGCGCGAAUCAGCACUCCGUGGCUUUACCGGAAGGAGGUGGCUAUCUUCGCUGGUUCGGCGUCUUCCACGUGCUUCAUUGCACUGUACGUCCGUCCGCUCAAGUUACACCAGUAGAGUGA
Trematosphaeria pertusa is the source of this 501-nucleotide messenger RNA. RefSeq lists its product as uncharacterized. Gene Ontology annotation, biological process: mycotoxin biosynthetic process. The record is from RefSeq and is a predicted model, not a curated record. The coding region runs from base 1 to 501 and encodes 166 amino acids. The transcript has 2 exons. NCBI's taxonomy places the organism in Eukaryota, Fungi, Ascomycota, Dothideomycetes, Pleosporales, Trematosphaeriaceae.